CAUUGGCUUCUUAUACAGCAGCUUCAGUUGUCAUUCAAGUUUUUAACUCUCAUCUGGAAGCUUGAAGCAGAUUGCAUCCCAACUCACUGAUCUGGAUGGCUAUUCAUCGCCGGAGAAUUCAACAAGGCUCUGUUGUUCCGGUCACCGCUCCAAGCUUCAUUGCGAUAGUCUCAGCUCAAGCACUUGAAGAUGGAAAACUUGAAAUUCCAAGAGCUGUUGUGAGGCAAUCUGGAGAUCUUCUGGCAGAGAUGAUACUUCUCAAGGUUCCUAAAGGAGCCAACUGGGUAAUAGAGUUGACAAAGAGUAAUGGCAAGAUUUGGCUGCAAAAGGGUUGGCCCGAAUUCGCAAGACAUUACUCGUUGGAGCAUGGUAGCUUACUCCUCUUCAGCUUCCAAGGGGACUACUCGUGUUUGAGGGUACAGAUCUUCAAGAGGAACACUAUGGAGAUAAACUAUCCACCUUUGGAGAUGAAUUAUCCACCAAAUUCAAGUAUCACCGUGGAGAUGAAUCAUGCAUCAAGCCAUGAUGAUGGUCCUGAUCCUUUUUCUGACAAUGAUGGUCCUGAUGCUGAUGAUGAGAAUGGCGACAACGAUGAUGCUGAUGAUGGUGGUGCUCAUGAUGGGAUCUAGUGAAGGUGUUGUGCUUGUGGCCUAAAUGUUAUGUUUAUGUGUUAUUUUUAGUUUUUUACUACUAUUGAACUUAUGUUGGAUUCGAUGUUUUCUAGAUUAGUAUAUCUACUGGUUCUAGUGUUUGAAUUAAUUUGAAGUUAAAUUCUUAAUGUUGUUGAAAUGGUUUCUUUUGGAUGAUCAUAAAUGGAACUUUUACUUGUGUUAGAAUAUAUGUACUAUUUCCUGCAUUUACAGGAAUUCACUUCUUUGUAAUUAAAAUGUAGAGUCUGAUUGCUGUGAACAGAGUAAAGUAGAGAUUCUGCA
Messenger RNA from Fragaria vesca subsp. vesca, 932 nucleotides. RefSeq names its product B3 domain-containing protein At3g18960-like. The transcript is spliced from 2 exons. The coding region runs from base 96 to 629 and encodes 177 amino acids. Gene Ontology annotation, molecular function: DNA binding. NCBI's taxonomy places the organism in Eukaryota, Viridiplantae, Streptophyta, Magnoliopsida, Rosales, Rosaceae. The record is from RefSeq and is a predicted model, not a curated record.